Molecule: messenger RNA, 6621 nt
Organism: Xiphias gladius (swordfish)
Lineage: Eukaryota; Metazoa; Chordata; Actinopteri; Istiophoriformes; Xiphiidae
Gene: plcb3
Product: phospholipase C, beta 3 (phosphatidylinositol-specific)
Exons: 34
Coding region: 470-4252 (1260 amino acids)
Biological process (GO): phosphatidylinositol-mediated signaling; lipid catabolic process
Molecular function (GO): phosphatidylinositol-4,5-bisphosphate phospholipase C activity; calcium ion binding; calmodulin binding
Source: RefSeq, a predicted model, not a curated record
AGGAGAGGAGAGGAGAGGGGUCGGCCAGAUGGGAGGAAGGAAGGAAAGGAUCUCUCUGCGGGCUCAAGUGCGCGAUUAAGGGAUUCUGCAUAAAUAAACAUAUAUAUGAACCAAAGCCUAUAAUAAAAGGGGGAAUUAUAGGCGCGCCACCGCGUUGCGUGGACGCGGACAAGACAGCGGCGGUGCGCGCUGAAAGAGCCAGGUCCUGUCUUUCCCUCUCUGGAUUUUACUCCUCAUGUUCUUCAAACUCUCGCUGAGGUUCACUAACUUUUAAAGGCAGUGUCUGUAAACCCUUCCCUCGCCUCGGCCUUUCAAUUAGCUUUCUCCCCGGAAAAGAAGAGGAAGAAGAAAAAAAAGAAAAGCUCCACGGUGGAAGCUGAGGAAGGAAGAGCGGUUUGUUCCUUCCGAGGAGUCCAGCUCGCCGCAGCCGGGGUUUAGGCGUUGGCACCCAGGCAGGCAGUCCCUCGCCAUGGCCGGGGCCAAGCCGGGAGUCCACGCGCUGCAGCUCAAACCCGUGUCCGUCCACGAAGCUCUGAAGAAGGGGGGCAAAUUCAUCAAGUGGGACGAGGAACCCAACAGUGGGCCUCCCACCCUGGUAACCCUGAAAGUUGACCCAGAUGGGUUCUUCCUCUACUGGACUGGAGGGUCCAACCUGGAGGUGGAGAUUCUGGACAUCAGUACCAUCAGGGACACCAGAACAGGAAAGUACGCCAAACAGCCAAAGGAACCUAAGCUGCGGGAGGUGCUGGGCUUCGGUAAGGGUGAUAAUGUAGAAGGGAAGCUGGUAACCAUCGUCCAUGGCAACGACCUGGUCAACAUCUCCUUCCUCAACUUCCAGGCUAUGCAGGAAGAUACAGCCAAGAUUUGGACAGAUGAGCUGUUCACUUUGGCCACAAACAUACUUUCGCAGAAUGCAUCAAGGAACACCUUCCUCCUGAAAGCGUACACUAAGUUAAAGUUGCAGGUGAAUCAAGAUGGGAAGAUUCCAGUGAAGAAUAUUCUCAAGAUGUUUUCAGAUAAAAAGAGAGUGGAGACGGCUCUGGAGCAGUGUGGUCUCGUCAAUAACAGGUCAGAGGGAAUAAAGCCAGAUGAUUUCUCAUGGGAGGCCUUCCAGAAGUUUCUCGACAGCCUUUGUCUCCGGCCUGAGAUACAAAGCAUCUUUGAGGAAAGUGGCUCCAAGGGGAAGCCGUUCAUUUCUUUGGACCAGCUGAUGGACUUUAUCAACCGCAGGCAGCGUGACUCCAGACUGAAUGAGGUGCUGUACCCCCCACUGAAAAGAGAGCAGGUCCGACAGAUCAUGGAGAAAUAUGAGACCAACACCAGCCAGCUGGAGAGAGACCAGAUCAGUUUACAGGCUUUCAGUCGGUACCUGGGAGGAGAGGAAAACAGUAUCGUGCCUCCAGAGAGGCUGGAUGUCAUUGAUGAUAUGAACCAACCGCUGUCUCACUACUUUAUCAACUCCUCACACAACACAUACCUCACAGUGGGUCAGCUGACUGGUCUUUCUUCCGUGGAGAUGUACAGACAGGUACUUCUGACUGGCUGUCGCUGUGUCGAGCUGGACUGCUGGAAGGGCCGUCCGCAAGACGAGGAGCCCUACAUCACCCACGGGUUCACAAUGACCACUGAGAUCCCCUUCAAGGAGGUGAUUGAAGCGAUAGCAGAGAGUGCUUUCAAGACCUCGCCAUACCCCGUCAUCCUGUCCUUCGAAAACCACGUAGAUUCGGCCAAGCAGCAGGCCAAGAUGGCAGAGUACUGUAGGACCAUCUUUGGAGAUGCCCUGCUCAUUGAUCCACUGGAGAAAUAUCCACUGAUCCCAGGUCAGCCGCUCCCAUCGCCUCAGGAGAUGCUGGGGAAGAUUCUCAUUAAAAACAAGAAGAAGCACCAACACCACCGGCCCUCGAGUGGCGGCAGCAUACGACGCAGAGAGAUGGAAGAGCAGUCAUCACCCAACAAUGACUGUCCUUUGACAGACAGUGAGGGGAGCCAGCUCCUGUCAAACGGGGAGGAGAAGCUGGCUGAGAGGAUGGUCAAGGAUUUGGAGCCUCGCAAGUCCAUCGGAGCUGAGGGAGAAAGCGAGGAGGAUGAGGACGAUGAACCAGUGACAGAGCUGAAAAAGCCAAACAGUGACGAGGGUACAGCCAGCAGUGAGGUGAACGCCACAGAGGAGAUGUCAACUCUAGUCAACUACAUUGAACCUGUGAAAUUCAAGAGCUUCGAGGUGGCAGCCAAGAGGAAGAAGUUCUUUGAGAUGUCGUCGUUCGUGGAAACAAAGGGCAUGGACACCCUGAAGAGCUCACCUAUCGAGUUUGUCGAGUACAAUAAAAACCAGCUGAGCCGAAUCUACCCUAAAGGCACGAGGGUGGACAGCUCCAACUACAUGCCUCAGCUCUUCUGGAACGUUGGUUGCCAGAUGGUGGCACUUAAUUUUCAGACUCUCGACCUUCCUAUGCAGCUAAACAUGGGGGUGUUUGAGUAUAACGGCCGCGGCGGCUACCUCCUGAAACCAGAGUUUAUGAGACGGACGGACAAACACUUUGACCCUUUCACGGAGAACAUAGUGGACGGGAUAGUUGCCAAUACAGUCAAAAUUAGGGUGAUCUCAGGCCAGUUCCUGACAGACAAAAAGGUGGGCGUGUAUGCGGAAGUGGACAUAUUUGGACUACCUGCUGAUACAAAGAGGAAGUACCGAACCAAAACAUCAAAUGGGAACUCACUGGACCCCGUGUGGGAUGAUGAAAUGUUUGUCUUCAAUAAGGUGGUCCUCCCAACACUGGCUUCCCUGAGGAUAGCGGUAAUUGAAGAAAACGGCAAGUUUAUUGGACACCGCAUCCUCCCUGUGUCGGCCAUUAGACCUGGCUACCACUACAUCAACCUGAAAACUGAGCUAAACCAGCCCCUCCUCCUGCCCUCCCUGCUGGUUUACACUGAGGCUCAAGACUACAUCCCUAAUGAACACCAGGAGUACGCAGAGGCUCUGACCAACCCAAUUAAGCAUAUCAGUCAGUUGCACAAAAGAGAGACACAGCUGGCUGUUCUCAUAGAAGACAACAGUGAGCAUCUCCCGCACCAGCCCAAAGAUGGAGAGACCAAGAGAGAGAGUGAAGUCAUUUCAGGAGGUCGACUUCCGUCCCCCUUCCAAAACCUACCCCCCUGCUCAUUGGAUGAUGCCCCUGAUAUCAUCAAAUUACCGGCACCAGUACAAAGUCAGAAGGAAGACCUCAUAGCCACUGUUCUGACAGACGUCCAGGUCGACUCUAUAGAAGAGCUGAAGCAGCAGAAGAGCUAUUUGAAGCUGCUAAAGAAACAGAGCAAAGAACUCAAAGAGCUGCGGAAGAAACACCUCAAGAAGGUGUGGAAUCUUAGUAAGGAGCAGAAGAAUCGGAGUAGCCAGCUUCAAUCUGACACCCAGAGGAGGCGCAGUCAGAUGGAGAAACAUCUCAAACGUAGCAUCAAGAAAAAUGAGCCCCAGGAGCCGGUGCAGCGUGAGCUGACAGCGUUGGAUCAGGAGCUUGAAAAGCAGACGGUCCAGCUGAGGGAAUGGCAGAUGCAAGAACUGCUGAAACUUCGACAAGAGCUCCACUCACUGGAGAGAGAGAAGCAACAAACGCACCUACAAGAGGCCUUCCACAAAUUGAAGGAGACGGCCCAUGAAUGCCAAGCAGCUCAGCUGAAGAAACUCAGGGAGAUGUGUGAGAGGGAGAAGAAAGAGCUCCAGAAGAUCCUGGAUAGGAAGCGACAAAACAGCAUCAGUGAAGCCAAGAGCCGCGACAAAGACAAGGCUGAAACGGAACUGAAUGAGAUCAACAGGAAACAUAUUCAAGAUUCUGUUGCCUUAAUCCGUGGGCUGGAGGAGGCUCAGAGCAGGAGACAGGAGAAGUUGAUGCUGAGGCAGCGGGAGGUGCUGCAACACAUAGACGAGGAAAUUCCACUGCUGAAGUCCCAGUUGGAGAGGGAACUGGAAGAGGAGUAUCAGCGACUACCGGAGGAAAUAUGCCUGCACCUGCAGUCGGAGCUCCAGAACAAAGGUCUCCGAAAGGACGCCCUGUUCUCGCCCUUUUCCAAUCACAGCAGCUCCAGCCCCAGCUCGGGCUCUGGCCCGCCCUCCAACUGCUCCACGCCCUCUUACCCGUCAACGCCCAAUCGGAGCACCUGGAACAGGAGCAUGGACAAUAGCACUGCCUCGUUGGCCGAUUCCACUUCCUCGUCCACCACUCCCGUCCUGUCGGAGGCAGAGAUGUCGUUCAGUUAAAAUUAUUACUUGUAAAAAGGAAAAUACAUACAUUCAACUGGGGUCAUAAUGAUUCAAAUGUGGCAUAGUAAAGAUAUAGAUUAUUUACUAAUUUUAUUCUUUUUUUUAUUACAGACUGUUUGUUUCUUGUCUACAGAGCUAUAUUAUUUUUUAUUUCGCAGUUUUUUUCAGAUGACACAUCAUGCCUUUAGUUGGAAGAUUUCAUAAAAAUCACAACACUUGUUUUUGUGAUUUUUUUCCUUUCAUACCUUUCUCUUUGUAUCAUUUCCAUUUUGGUCUGGUCAGUAAGCUUUGCUACAGUUUUGCCACACCAAAAACUUUAUGUUCACACUGAUGUUGGUAAAACGUUCUGUUUGUAGCAGCUUUAACUUCUUUUUUGACACCGUUUGAGAGCUUUAAACUGUUUAGAGAGAGAGGAACAGGGUAAGAAAAUGGCUGCCUUUGUUCAGGAAAACAUGGAUACUGUUGCCCCAAGUGAUUACCAUGAGGGUAAGAAAAGGUAACUCUCACAACAGAUUUUGGACAUUUUGUUUGUAGCAAGAUUUGACCUUUGCUUCAUAAUGCCUUCCUUACACAGUGCAUAUAUUGCACAGUUAUAGAUGAAGAACUUUUCCACUUUUGCAAGUGAUCAAGGUUAGAGGUGUAUGUUCCAGAAAUGAGUAUCGAGAGGGAGGAUGAAGGAAAAGAGGACUGAAUUUUUAACCUGGUUUUAACAAAGGUUGCAAAUCUUAACUUUUAUCUGUAAUGUCAGUAGCUGACCAGUAAGUGGUGCUGCAGCCUUAACAGAUUUUUUUCAGUGAGUGGUUUCAGCUGCCAUAGCUAUCAUACUGUACCUCCACACACACACACACACACACACACACACACACACACACACACACACACACACACACACACACCUGUCCGUCCAGGAUUUGCAGCCUCAUUGGUCGGGAUAAAGUCUCUGGCCUUUAGCCUCAAAUCAGAAUCCAAUCAAGGGUUGCAUAGGGGGUGGUGCUUGUGUAAGCAAAUAUCCCUCUCUGACGCACACAUGCUUGAUGCUCAAUUUUCAACUGAUCCAUCCACGGAAGAUCUAUCUUCACACACACACACACACACACAUACCCACACACACACACACACACACACACACACACAAACACACGCAAAGUUUAUUGGUUCAGAGGCCAAAAGCCUCUAAAAUGCCCCUCCCACCCCAAGUAGAACACACACACACACACAAUCGCACACUUUAGGAAAGAACCUCAAUAAUUUCACAAAUAUCUGUGUGUGUGUAUAUGUGUGUGUGUGUGUGUGUGUGUGUGUGUGUAUGUUUGUAUGUGGCCAGAAGUUAAUCUUUUGAUGAGACAUCUGCUUUUGGAGGCUGUAAUACUUAAUGGAAACAGUCUGUUCACUGUGUGUGUGUGUGUGUGUGUGUGUGUGUGUGUGUGUGUGUGUGUGUGUGUGUGUGUGUGUGUGUGUGUGUGUGUGUGUGUGUGUGUGUGUGUGUUGGUACAGAUAUUUUGCUACUUUGGCAGCCUAGAGAAGUACAUCACACGAUUAAAUAGUAGCACCACUGUAGGAGACAGUCUUCGGUUGAUGACUUACAGCGGCACAGUGACAUUUCAAUGUAAAAAAUGUACUUAUUAUUUUAGUUUAAAUUACCGUUUGAAACAAACGGGCCGGUAUUCCUUUCCCCUCUAACUGAAACACUGAUUUACUCAAUUUGAGAAAUUAUUAUCGAGGGAUUGUUGUGGUAAGAAGUCCUGUCACAGCUCAAAAAGUGACCAUUCAGACAAAAUGAUUUUCGCUAGGUCUGCACUAGACAGGGUUUUCUGAUGCUUUAAUUUCACUGAAGACUCAAAAUUUAAGCAUUAUUUUAGGGUAAAUAUGCCUUUUAAAAUAUCCCACACAGGGUGUUAGAUACUCCAUUCAAGCCAAAUAUUGAAUGUGCUAUUUUGGUGCACAAACUAAAUGGUACUUUAAAAAUCUGUGGUUUUGUCUGCAUCUAAGCUUCUUUGUUUGUUUUUAAAUCCAGUUUUUUUCUCUUUUUUUACAGAAAAAUGUCAAUAGUUGUUGUUUUUCAUUCUCGUCUCGUCCACUUUGAGGGGUAAAAUGUUAGCACUUUGUGUAUGUGUAUUUUGUGUAUAUGUUUAGCUGUAUGUGAAUUUUACUACUGACCACAAGUGCUGGAGAGGCAUGGGGGUCGGGAGAGGUUAAGGACGUUUAAGGAAGGUUGAGAGACUCAGCAAGUCCCAUCUUGUCCUCUCCCAUCUCUCUCCUUCAAUGAGCACUGGCUGCCUGUCUGUCUGAUUAUCCCCCCUCACACACACACACACACACACACCCCUUGUAAACUAUUAUCCUCUUAAAUUGAACUGUAAAAAGUG